Laccaria bicolor S238N-H82 is the source of this 534-nucleotide messenger RNA. RefSeq lists its product as uncharacterized. The transcript is spliced from 3 exons. The annotation marks the transcript as partial. Gene Ontology annotation, biological process: monoatomic ion transport; transmembrane transport. Lineage: Eukaryota; Fungi; Basidiomycota; Agaricomycetes; Agaricales; Hydnangiaceae. The record is from RefSeq and is a predicted model, not a curated record. Gene Ontology annotation, molecular function: monoatomic ion channel activity. Gene Ontology annotation, cellular component: membrane.
CCCACUCGUUCCAUCUAUGCUCUCACUCGCGGGGAAAUUACGAGGGGGCUCGCGAAUCGCUUUGUCCAUUCGCGAACUUACAUAUUUCUCUAUCUCGGGAUGGCAGCGUUGUCGGUAACGACUAUCAUUUUAAGCUUGACCGACGGGUGCCCUGGUUUGCCAUUCUACAUAUUGGAAGUCAUUAUCAACACCUCAAUGAUCCUGGAAGUUGGAAUUCGCUUUGUAGCGCUAGGUCGCCAAUUCUGGAAGUCGCCGUUUAACGUCAUGGAUCUCGCCCUCACGGCCUUUUGCGCAAUAACACUCCUUGUCCUAGCUUUUGCAAAAUGCGGCGCGGGGAGCAAGAAAGAAGAAAUAUUUGACACUUUGUUGCUUAUCGCUCGGAACGUUCUUCAAUUCGGUCGAUUGGCGGCGGUAAUGAGACAAUCCGGACAAUCUAUAUUUUCCAGACCAAAACCUAUUGACAUCAAUACCGCACGUCGGGCCGGUUUCGGUUUGGAUUUAGACAUGGAUAGCGAUGACGACGAACUCAACCGG